AUGCAUCACAGCCCUACUGAUCAGCUCUUGGCUGAUCAGGAACUUGAUGCUACUAAUAUGUAUAGAGUUAAGCAUAAAGCUUAUCUGGAAUAUUUGAAGCAAAAAGCUAAAGUUGACUGGAUUAAGGCUGGAGAUGAGAAUACAACUAUUUUUCACCAGAGUAUUAAAAGUAGAAAUGUUCAAAAUCAAGUAUACAGUAUUCAUGACAUGAAUGGAGUGUGGAAAGAUGAUCCUGUAGCAGUGUCUGAAGCUUCUGUUUCUUACUAUAAAACUCUCCUUGGUACCACUCAUGCUCAUAGGAAAUCUGUUAUUCAACAGAUUGUGCAUAUUGGUCCUGUUUGCUCUUCUGAUCACAAGGCAUUCUUAAAUGCCCCUUACACUGUUGAUGAAAUAAAAGAAGCUUUGUUCUCUAUUAAAGGUAAUAAGGCACAUGAACCUGAUGGUUUUGGUUCUCCUUUCUAUAGAGAUGCUUGGCAGAUUGUGGGUUCUGAUAUCAUUGCUGCUGUCUUGGAUGUGUUGCAAUCUGGUAAACUCUUAAAGGAGGUUAAUCACACUGUCAUUACUCUCAUUCCUAAAACCAAGUGUCCAAGGAAUAGCAACUUUUCCGAAUUUGAUGGACUAGAUUUUCAAUUUUACCAUGACAAAGAUCGUAAAGACUUGGAUGAUGGCUUCUUUUCUAUGAAACCCCCUGAUAUACAACAACAACAAAAAGAACAACAGGUGGUGGAAGGGGAGGCAAGUACCAGUACUCCACUCAACGCGUUUGACUUGAUCACUUUCACUUCAGGACUUGACUUGACAUGGUUGUUCAACCAAAAUUACAACCCUUCGAGGACAGUGAGAAGUUCUUAUCAGCUUUGUCAGAGGAUGAGAUCAUUGCCACCAUCGAGGAAGUUGCACCCGAACUGA
Molecule: messenger RNA, 909 nt
Organism: Spinacia oleracea (spinach)
Lineage: Eukaryota; Viridiplantae; Streptophyta; Magnoliopsida; Caryophyllales; Amaranthaceae
Exons: 2
Coding region: 1-909 (302 amino acids)
Biological process (GO): signal transduction
Source: RefSeq, a predicted model, not a curated record